AUGUCUAGGGAACAAGACAAGGAAGCGACCGUCUACGUCGGCAACCUCGAUGAGCGCGUGACCGACCAACUCGUCUGGGAGUUGAUGCUGCAAGCCGGCCGUAUUGUCAAUGUCCAUCUGCCCAAGGAUCGCGUCACCCAAACACACCAGGGCUUCGGUUUCGUCGAGUUCGUCAGCGAGGAAGAUGCCGACUAUGCCGCCAAAAUCAUGAACCAGAUCCGUCUAUGGGGAAAGCCCAUCCGUGUCAACAAGGCCUCGGCAGACAAGCAGAAGACGCUGGAUGUGGGUGCCGAGCUGUUUGUUGGAAACCUGGAUCCCAUGGUCGACGAGCGCGUUCUGUUCGAGACCUUCAGCCGCUUCGGCAGCUUGACCUCUGCGCCCAAGGUAUGCGCCGUUCAGUUGACCCGCUCUUUGGACUUGCUAACAUAUAACAGGNUUGCCCGCGACGACGCAAAUCUCAGCAAGGGCUACGGCUUCGUGUCAUUCACCGCCUUCGAAGCCUCGGACGAUGCCAUCGCAAACAUGCACGGUCAAUACCUGAUGAACAAGGAGAUCACCGUCCAAUACGCCUUCAAGAAGGAUGGCAAGGGAGAACGUCACGGAGACGCCGCAGAGCGUGCCCUGGCUGCCGCUGGUCGCGAACACAACAUUGAACCUCAAGUCCAGCCUCUACCUCCGCAAUUGCUGGCCCCUCAGAUCGUCACUUCCAUCGCGCCGCCUACUCCCAUGUCUGCUGCUCCCUAUGGUGUUUCGCCCGUCACUGGCGGAUACGGCGCUCCCCCGGCUGCAAGAAACCAGCUUCCACCGCCUCCUGCAGCUGCUGGUGUACCUGCACGACCACCUCCGAGUGUCGGCGGAUACAACGGUCCCCAAGGCGGCUACAAUGGUCCUCAAGGAUUUGCUCCUCCACCAGGUUUCGCACCAAAUGGAGCUCCUCCUGGCUUUGCGCCGCCGCCAGGUUUCGGAAUGCCCGGCAUGCCUCCUGGUUUCCCAGCCCCUCCACCAGGAAUGCCUCCGAAUGCUUACCAAAGACGAUGA
Aureobasidium uvarum is the source of this 1038-nucleotide messenger RNA. NCBI's taxonomy places the organism in Eukaryota, Fungi, Ascomycota, Dothideomycetes, Dothideales, Saccotheciaceae. The record is from the annotation of a GenBank genome assembly.